CGCUUCAUCGCUUCUAAUCCACCGCCAGACUAUACAAUAUAGUGGAAAAACCUCUCCCUCCAUGCCCUCACGCAGCCCCUAAGCUCAAAGCACACUCUGGACGCCGCUCUGUAUCUCGUUCACUGUUCUCACAUCUCACUACAUAAAUAUUUUGUGGGUCCAUGGACGAGAGUUUAUAUGAUGAGUUUGGUAACUACAUUGGACCAGAAAUCGAGUCUGACCAGGAGAGUGAUAGGGAGGAGGAAGAUGAGGAACUUGAGGAAAGAGCUGAUGAUGCGAGGCCCAUGUCUGAUGAUGAGCACACUCCUGGGAAACCGAAUGGUUGGCUGACAACUACUGAUGAUGUUGAUAUGGAUAAUCAAAUCGUCCUCGCUGAGGACAAGAAGUACUACCCAACUGCUGAGGAGGUUUAUGGUGAGGAAGUUGAGACGUUAGUCAUGGAUGAAGAUGAGCAGCCGUUGGAGCAACCCAUCAUUAAACCUGUCAAGAAUCUAAAGUUUGAGUUAGGGGUUAAGGACUCAUCAACCUAUGUAUCAACACAGUUCCUUUUGGGUCUCAUGUCAAAUCCAACACUGGUUCGAAAUGUUGCUUUGGUGGGCCACUUACAUCAUGGAAAGACAGUAUUUAUGGACAUGUUGGUGGAGCAGACACAUCAUAUUUCGACUUUUGAUCAGGAUAGUGAGAAGCAUAUGCGGUACACGGAUACAAGGAUAGAUGAGCAGGAGAGGAAGAUAUCUAUUAAGGCAGUUCCUAUGUCGCUCGUUCUCGAGGAUAGUUGUUCAAAAUCUUACCUUUGCAACAUCAUGGAUACUCCUGGUCAUGUUAACUUUUCAGAUGAAAUGACUGCUGCUCUUAGGCUUGCUGAUGGUGCAGUGUUAAUUGUGGAUGCUGCAGAAGGAGUAAUGGUAAACACAGAGAGGGCUAUUCGCCAUGCAAUUCAAGAGCGCCUUCCAAUAGUUGUUGUGAUUAACAAGGUUGACAGGUUGAUAACUGAACUGAAAUUGCCCCCAAAGGAUGCUUACCAUAAGAUAAGGCACACUAUCGAAGUUAUCAAUAACCACAUAACUGCUUCCUCUUCAACUGCUGGAAAGGUCCAAGUUGUUGAUCCAGUUCUUGGAAAUGUUUGUUUUGCGAGUGCCAGUGCAGGAUGGUCUUUCACACUGCAGUCAUUUGCGAAACUAUAUGUCAAACUCCAUGGCAUUCCUUUUGAUGCUAAUAAGUUUGCUUCUCGUCUUUGGGGUGAUUAUUACUUUGAUCCUGAUACCAGAAGUUUCAAGAAGAAACCACCUGCAACUGGAGUAGAAAGAUCUUUUGUCCAGUUUGUGCUCGAACCUCUUUAUAAAAUCUACAGCCAAGUGAUUGGAGAACAUAAGAAGAGUGUGGAGGCAACUCUUUCAGAACUUGGAGUGACUCUCAGCAAUGCAGCUUAUCGGUUAAAUGUUAGGCCUCUGCUUAGGUUGGCAUGUAGUUCAGUUUUUGGGACUGCCACAGGUUUCACUGACAUGCUAGUUCAACACAUUCCAUCUGCUAAAGCAGCAGCAGCACGGAAGAUUGAGCAUAUAUAUACUGGGCCUAAGGAUUCCACAAUUUACCAGGCUAUGGAAGAUUGUGAUCCUUCUGGUCCUCUAAUGGUUAACGUGACCAAACUGUAUCCUAAAUCUGAUUGCAGUGUUUUUGAUGCUUUUGGUAGGGUGUACAGUGGUGAAAUUAUGACAGGUCAGACUGUAAAGGUUUUGGGAGAAGGCUAUUCUCCAGAUGAUGAGGAGGACAUGACCAUGAAAGAAGUUACAAAACUAUGGGUUUAUCAAGCUCGUUAUAGGAUACCUGUAAGCAGAGCCCCUCCUGGUUCUUGGGUUCUCAUUGAAGGUGUAGAUGCUUCAAUUAUGAAAACAGCUACACUUUGUAAUAUGGAGUAUGAUGAGGAUGUGUACAUAUUCCGACCCCUUCAAUUCAACACUCUCCCUGUGGUGAAAACAGCUACCGAGCCUUUAAAUCCAAGUGAGUUGCCAAAAAUGGUGGAGGGUCUUAGGAAGAUCAGUAAGAGCUAUCCUUUAGCAAUUACAAAGGUCGAAGAAUCAGGAGAGCAUACCAUUUUAGGUACUGGAGAACUGUACCUGGAUUCCAUAAUGAAGGAUCUUAGGGAGCUUUACUCAGAAGUAGAAGUAAAGGUUGCAGACCCUGUUGUAUCAUUCUGUGAAACGGUGGUUGAGUCCUCUUCUAUGAAAUGUUUUGCUGAAACGCCUAACAAGAAGAAUAAGAUUACCAUGAUUGCUGAGCCACUGGAGAGAGGACUCGCUGAAGACAUUGAGAAUGGUGUGGUAAGCAUUGACUGGCCUCGGAAAAAACUUGGGGACUUUUUCCAGACAAAAUAUGACUGGGAUCUGCUUGCUGCAAGGUCCAUUUGGGCAUUUGGGCCCGAUAAGCAGGGACCUAAUAUUCUAUUAGAUGACACUCUCUCAAGCGAAGUUGAUAAGAGCUUGCUGAAUGCCGUCAAAGAUUCAAUUGUUCAGGGAUUCCAGUGGGGAGCUCGAGAAGGACCUCUCUGUGAUGAGCCAAUUAGAAAUGUAAAGUUCAAAAUAGUCGAUGCAAAGAUUGCACCUGAGCCAUUGAAUCGUGGAACUGGGCAGAUCAUUCCAACAGCCCGCCGUGUGGCUUAUUCAGCUUUUCUCAUGGCAACUCCUCGGCUGAUGGAACCAGUGUACUAUGUUGAGAUUCAAACACCAAUAGAUUGUGUCUCUGCCAUAUACACAGUCUUAUCACGCAGGCGUGGGCAUGUAACUGCAGAUGUUCCACAACCAGGGACCCCGGCCUACAUUGUUAAGGCCUUUUUACCAGUCAUUGAAUCAUUUGGUUUUGAGACAGACCUGAGGUAUCAUACCCAGGGCCAGGCAUUUUGUCUCUCUGUAUUUGAUCACUGGGCAAUUGUCCCUGGAGAUCCCCUCGAUAAGAGCAUUGUAUUACGACCACUGGAGCCAGCACCAAUCCAACAUUUGGCUCGAGAAUUUAUGGUCAAGACAAGGCGUCGUAAGGGUAUGUCUGAAGACGUAAGUAUUAACAAAUUCUUCGAUGAGGCUAUGGUGGUAGAAUUAGCCCAACAAGCUGCUGAUCUGCACCAGCAGAUGCUGUAGUAGAGAAGGUAGUCCCAGAUAGCCGAGAAUAACAUUCGAAGACUUGCACGCCUGUUUUUGUAUUUUAAGGAUUGUCUCUAUUUAGUCACUGAAUGGAAUUAUAUGAUCAAUGCUUUCUGUCGAGUUUCAAAUGCUUAUAAAGCAGGUAGAGAACAGGUGACACUUGAUUGGGGUCAUGCCAAGCUAGUGUGAAGAAUCCAAAUUUACAAUUAACUUUUUGGUCUGCUAUAAUAUCACAUAUUAUUUUUAAA
Messenger RNA from Olea europaea var. sylvestris, 3379 nucleotides. Its product is annotated as 110 kDa U5 small nuclear ribonucleoprotein component CLO. The transcript is spliced from 11 exons. Lineage: Eukaryota; Viridiplantae; Streptophyta; Magnoliopsida; Lamiales; Oleaceae. Gene Ontology annotation, biological process: mRNA splicing, via spliceosome. Gene Ontology annotation, cellular component: U4/U6 x U5 tri-snRNP complex; cytosol; U2-type catalytic step 2 spliceosome. The coding region runs from base 162 to 3128 and encodes 988 amino acids. The record is from RefSeq and is a predicted model, not a curated record. Gene Ontology annotation, molecular function: translation elongation factor activity; GTPase activity; GTP binding.